Molecule: messenger RNA, 6368 nt
Organism: Parasteatoda tepidariorum (common house spider)
Lineage: Eukaryota; Metazoa; Arthropoda; Arachnida; Araneae; Theridiidae
Biological process (GO): regulation of transcription by RNA polymerase II; negative regulation of DNA-templated transcription
Cellular component (GO): histone deacetylase complex; transcription regulator complex
Molecular function (GO): transcription corepressor activity
Source: RefSeq, a predicted model, not a curated record
AUUUUAAAAAAUUACCGCAGAAUGCGAGGAGCGAGAGAAUAAAUCUAUGACGUCAUUGUACAUAUUUCGAGAGUAAAAUGAUGAAUUCUAUAUUUGUUUGCAUUGAGAAAAAAAAGUAUUUUAAAAAAUCUCAAGAUAUUAUUAACUGAAACACAUGCAAAAAAAGGAACUCCAUAACUCAAAAGCGUUUUCCAAAACAAAAACUAACUAUACGACCUUGGAACUCGUUUGGUACCUCUUAUUGUUGAUGUCCAACACAACUGUGCUUCAUGGAGGAAACCAACAUUAAUAACUCUAUUUCAAAAAUUUACUCACUAUUUUCAUGUUCAACAACAGAUCAGAAAAUAAGUAUUGAAGAUACAAAUAAAAACUGGCACUGGACUAAUCUUCACAAAGUAAUGAAACAUGUGAAAAAUUUAGUUCAACCUUUUUGUCUUCAUAAAGCUAAAAGGAAAAGUAUGGAACAGGCCUACAAAAGCUUGUUUUUAAUCAUGCUUUCUGGUACUUUUAUAUAGAAUGUCUGCCAGUGGAUUUCAAACUGUCGCCAUCUCUACUCCCACCACCCCUGUUACAUCCUCUAACACAUUAGAAAAUUCCACCUCUGAUCCUGAUUUAUCCAGCCAAGAAAGAUCUGUAAAUCAACUAGCCACGCACAUGCUUCUAAAAAGAGAAAAUUCUCCCGAUGUAUCCAGUCCAGGAUAUAUUGUUGAGUCUGCACAUGGCCAUUCUCAGUCAAUUUCACAGAGUAUUGAUGCAGAUUAUAACUCAAAUUCCUUCAACUUUUCAUAUGAUGGGAGCUUUUCUUUAUCUCCUCAGCACAGUGUGGACAUGAAGGAUCUAGAAAAAAAUGAUGCUUCCAGUGUCAUAUUGUCUGGACAAUCCUCUUUGUCAACUGGCUCUAAUGCAAGCCCUAAGUCUUUCAUGGCCCUUAGUAUAAAUGAAACCAAAAAUGAUAAAAUGAUCUCUGGAUUUGAUGGUCGGGUGGAUGGGCUAUCACCUUUGUCGGUGAUAGCUGUUUCUGCUUACCAAGAUGCUGGUCAUCCUAGUCCAAAUGUACCAAGCAGUAUGCUAUCCAGGACUCAUGUGCUGCGUUUCCACCCUGGUAGUGACACUAUGCUUAGUGCUUUAAAUUACACCGAAAGCGAUAUGCUUCAGGAGGGAGGGUUUGAUGUCCCUUCCUCUCAUACUUUCAGCACUUUGGAUGGCUUGCUUGGUACUGCCACUGCCCCUGGUAUGCGUCUGCCAGAUUUACUUGAUGGUGAAAUAAAUCAGGAAGCAUAUAUUGAAGCUGGUCAAGAAUUACAGCUGUCUCCUCAAACUUUUCCUUCCGCUAAUGAUGCCUUUGCUGUGAGAGAAAAUUCUCCACUUACUGGGCUUAGUGAUAAUACUUUGAUUAAAGCAGAGAUCAAGAACAAAGUCACUGAAAAUGCUUCAACUACUCUAGUAGUAGACAAAUUGAAAGUUAAAGCUCGCCCUGUCAAAGCUACUUCUCCUAAUAGACCAGGAACUCAACCUUGUCCUACUUGUGGUAAAGUAUUUAGCAACUCCAGUGCUCUAACUAAGCACAAAUUAACCCACAGUGAUGAAAGGAAAUAUGUUUGCCAGCUUUGUGCCAAAGCUUUUAAGCGCCAGGAUCAUUUGAAUGGUCACAUGCUUACUCACCGAAACAAAAAACCUUUUGAGUGUGAUGCUGAAGGUUGUGGAAAGAGCUAUUGUGAUGCGAGAUCUCUAAGAAGACAUAAAGAAAACCAUCAUUCCAACACAUCAUCCAGUCUGUCAACAUCCAUAAGCAAUCAGGUGUCUGUGAUACCUGGUCUAGCCCAUUUGGGUUUUAAUGUGCAAUCAUCUUUCCCAGCUAGUGUAAUUACAAGUAGUUCAAGUCCUGCUUUUUCAGAAGCUUCUUUGGUUAACAGAAUACAAUAUGCACCACCACCUCCAUCGGCGACUACAUCUCUCGUCACACGUGUUACUUCUACUAAUUCUGAAAGUACUUCUCGAACAGCGGCUAGCUCUAUUGUUAGUUCUGUCUUACCUACAGCUACUUCCCACUUACAGUUUUUAACAUUCCAACAGCAGUCAAAGAACCAACAGGGUACAUCACCAAAGAAUAUUACCAAAUCAGAAAGUAAUUCUGUUUCUUCGUGGCAACCACAGACAAUCAACACGGGUGCUUUGCUUCUAACCCAAAAUUUCGGAGCUUCUCAAUCACUAAAUCAAACACAAUCAGCGUUGAUAUCAAGAAGCUUUGAAGCAUCUAAUGGAGAACAAGGAAAUUCAUCAGGGUCAGAGCUUUCUCAAUCACAGUUGCUCUCAAUAAAACAAGAGCCUAAAAAAGUCGAUGGGUCUCAAGAUUCAAGAGAACAGAUUUCUCUUGAAGAAGCUGUGUUGUCUGAGGCUUGCUUUGAAGUUGUAAAUUCUUCAACUGGAGCUAAGCAGAUUGUUGCCCUCACACCACAAGGGUCCAUGAACUUGCAGUUUGAAUCAGCUCCUGGUACUGUUGUUCGUAUACAAGAUGGAGAUUCUCUGUAUUCACGUUCAUCUAUGCAAAUCGUAAAAAUUGAACCUUCUGAUCAAAGUAACACAAACUCUGUUCCAACAACACCCACAGUGAAAGAAACCACUAAUGGAUCUCAAAUUGAGAGCCCAUUGCUCCAGCAACUUCUUAAUCUUAAGCAGCAUAGUGAUGUUAACUCAACAAGCAUUUCCAAUACCCGAUCGGAGCAUACUUACUUAACCUCAUUGCAAGAACAACAAAAGCAAGUAAAUUCCAAUCAACAGUCAGUUCUAAUGACUUCAUGGUCUCAGGUACCAUUUGCGGGUACUAAUGCAAACUCAUCUUCAAGAUUCAGUGCUCAGGAUCCCAAACCAGUUGAGUGUAGUCUGUGCCAAAGAAAAUUUAAAAACAUUCCUGCUUUGAAUGGACACAUGAGACUCCAUGGUGGAUACUUUAAAAAGGAAAAUGAAGCCAAAAAGAAUGAAAAGAAAGUUACUAAUCAAACCCAUCAUCCACCAUUACAAACAGCAAGCACAAAUGUUAGGGCACUUAUUGAGGAAAAAAUUAAUCAAAAAAGAAACUUUUUGCCUCAGAACUCAAUGCAAAAUCAAACAAUAACUACCAGUCAAGCUCAGACAUUUGAUUUUCAAAUAGCACAAUUAACUAAUCAGCAAGAAAAUACAAAUGUCAUUACCCAGGCUCCUCCUAUUCUUGGUUCAAAUUCUCAAGAGACUACUGAUUUUAAUAAUUUUCCUGAUUCUAGUCAAGCAUCUGAUCUCAAUUCUUUAACAGAUAAUUUUAAUUUGCAAACAAGUGAUAUAUUUAAAAAACUAAACCUAAAAGAACAAUUUCGAGUACCUCAUCCCCCCAUCGAAAAGCACCGACGACAUUCAGACUCGGAUCAUUUUAUACUUCCUAAACGCCCUUGUACAACAUUUACAACUAGUGCUCUAGCUGAUUUGUUGCGCAAUAGGGUUGUUGCUAAACGCACAUGUAGGACUGGAUCUGAUCCUGGUGAAUCACUUAAUAUGGACACAUCGUUUUCAGAUUUUGCUGAUUCUCUUUCAACAAUGUCUGUGAAUGAAUUGUCCAAAUUCCAAUCCCUUGAAACCUCAUCUUUGACUAGUGCCAUUGACGAUGCUGCUAAUGAGUUGCAUCAUCACAAUCUUACUGCCAUAACGCCAGAAGGUACUGCCUUGCCAGUCUUGUCUGCUGAAGAUAUACCAGAAGCUCAGCCAAUGAUUAUGAAUAUGAGAGAUAUAUCUGAAUUAGAUACUCAAUGUCUGGAGCGCAAUGUGUUUUUUGAUGGAUCAAGCAAUGAUUUAGGAGUUGGACAAACUUUUCCAGAUAUCUCAGUUAGUGAGCUUGAAAUGAUGCAAUUUGCUUCUAUAGUUACAUCUUCAGCCGCUCUUCCUACAGAAAUCAAACCUGUUAAUGGGGAUAAGAUAAAAACUGGUGAUGAUAGCAACGAUGAUGAUGUCUUUUUAAGUCCUACCAGUCUUCCUACAAGUCCUAUGAAACUCAAAAAGAAGCGUAGACCUGAGCCAUUAUAUAUUCCUCCUUAUGUGAACACUUGUGGUUAUACUAGUAGACUUCGCUCACCCCGCUUGUGGGAUCCCUCUAAUCCAGACCACAAGAAACUCAGUCCUCCUCCAUAUACUCCUCCACCAAUGCUUAGUCCAGUACGAAGUGGCUCUGGUUUAUUUUGGCACAUUCUCAGUGGAUCUGGUAGUUUGACUCCCAAAUCUGCUCCAAUAACUCCAAGCUUCGGAUUAAGCCAUAAAAUGAGUGUGGGAGAAUGUACACCAGAAGUUGAAGAAGAUAUAACCGAAGCACCUGAAUCUGAUAUACUUCCGCAUGUAAAUAUUGGCUCUAAUUAUCAAGCAAAAAUACCACCUUUUAAUCCGAAUUUCAAGGAUGCACUGCUUGUAAAACAUAAAGCUGAUAAAGUUUGGGAUCCUUCUACUAUGGAUUCUCUUUCUGAAGAAGAAGUCGAGAUGUAUUUAGAACUAUCCUGCUCUGCAGUUGUUCCUGGUGGUGGAAGAAAUAAGGAGUAUGCAUUGCAUUUGCUUCAGAUGUGUAAAGGAAAAAUUAAAGAUGCAAUUCUAAGCUUAAUGGAUACUGGCCCAAAACUGUCACCGAAGCAUCCACUUUUAACCUUUCAGUAUUCAGAAAAUGAUCAAUGGAGCCCAGAAGAAAUUGAAGCUUAUCAUCAAGGACUACUUAGAUGUGACAAAGAUUUCUUCAGUAUUGCCAAAGAUAUUCCAACAAAAUCUGUUAAGCAGUGUAUUCAGUUUUAUUAUUUGUGGAAAAAAGUUUGUCCUGAUGAAUAUAAGAGAAUCAGGCUUAUUCGAAGAAGAAAGGAACAAGAAAGUCUUUAUUAUAAUUUAAGGUCCAAAGAAGAUAUGCAGGAGAAUGAGGAAAAAAAUAAAAGAAAUCCAUCUCCUCCUACUGUUAAUGGUCGAAAAAAUGCAGAGGAAUCAUCGGAAAAACAUAUUACUGUUAAUGGAACAGCUUCUGAAGUUAAGACAUGUUUUACCACAACAGCAUCGUCUUAUUCUACUUCUACUUACAAUGGAACUGGAAUUACCUCGACCUAUGAAUUCACUCCAGAACCUUUAGAAAAAUUUCCAUGUAAAAUCUGUGGCAAAAUAUUUAAUAAAGUGAAGAGUCGCAGUGCGCACAUGAAGAGCCAUAGACAACCGGAUAGUGACAAGAAGAACAAGUAUGAUAGUUGAAUGGAACUUUUUUUAAGAUACAUAUAUAUAUAUAUAUAUAUAAAUAUAUUUAUCAAUUUGUAUUCCACAUUGUUGGGAAAAAAAUCAUGAAUGUCCUAGAGUCAUUCGAUAUUGAAUAUUUGCUCAUUUUGUAUUGUUGCCAAGAUUUUAAAAUACUGCAGGUUUGGGGCUGUGCUCAGAUCAAAAAUAAAAACUUGCCUUCUUUUGCCUCAAUACCUUUGUUCAUCUAUAAGGUGUAUUUUGUUACAGAAAAAGAGUUUUAGUAUGUAUUCAAUCUUUAUAAUAAUUAAACAAUUCAUUAUCUCAUCUUAAAAAUAUUCUUAGUAAGUGGCAAUAUUAUAUUUAUUUGCUAAGAUAAUAUUAUAAAUAACGUUAUAUAUUUUAAUAAGUAUACAAAUCAUAUGCUUGUAUACUGAAACCGUCCUAAGAGUUUUGGUGCCAAAUUUAUUUUAAGUUAUUUGCCAUUUCAAUACUUCUGCAAUGAAGCCAAUUUGUUUGUUAUCGCAAUUAGAUUUUAAUAUUUAGUUUUGAUGGUUUUUCAAAAUCAAAAAACUUUUCUUGUGGCUCAGUGAAAUAAUAAUUACUAAUUUUCAUGGAGAGGGAAUUGAAAACUUUGGAAAAAAUAUUUUUUAUUGGUCAAUUUAGCCACAAAUUUAUUUAAAUAAUCUAUUUCAGAGAAUAAUUCUAUAUUAUAAUACUAUAUUCGAUAAUUAAUAUACUAUACUAUAUUCUAUAAUUAAAAUUAUACUGUAUGAGUUACAAUGUUUGGCUUUAGUUUAAAAAUCUAUGGAUGAUUAAAAAAUUUUAUUAUAUCAGGGAUGAUACAGCUGUGACAAUUGCAACAAAAUGUACCAAAACAUAUUUUUUGCACUAAGCUGUGAAAAUGUUUGCUGAAAUCGAAACUAACUUUGAAAACAAAACUAGCUUAUCUCUGGAAAAUCUGCAGUGUCCAUUGUGUGGAGUUUGUGGUGCGUGGUUUAAAAUCUUUUUUUUUUCCCAUUGUUAUCUGUUUAUUUUAGUUAUUGGCAGGGAUGAUUGUGUUCUGUUUCAAAAAGCCUGCAAUAUCCGCAGAUUUAAGUUUUUUGUCCUAUAGAUUUUUAAGGAAAAAACUCAUCCUCAUUAUUUUAUCUGCAACG